Tetrapisispora phaffii CBS 4417 is the source of this 396-nucleotide messenger RNA. RefSeq names its product mitochondrial 54S ribosomal protein mL61 (gene MRP49). The coding region runs from base 1 to 396 and encodes 131 amino acids. The record is from RefSeq and is a predicted model, not a curated record. The transcript has a single exon. Gene Ontology annotation, molecular function: structural constituent of ribosome. NCBI's taxonomy places the organism in Eukaryota, Fungi, Ascomycota, Saccharomycetes, Saccharomycetales, Saccharomycetaceae. Gene Ontology annotation, cellular component: mitochondrion.
AUGUCGAGCAUUGGAAAACAAUUGAAGUUUUUGAACAAAAUCAGUCUAACCACUAAACCAACUCAAAUAUUAAUAAACCCUGAUAAAUAUCAUGGAUUGAAAUUAACGUUUCAAUUUCAAAAUCAUAAUGGACAUAUGGGUGCACGUAAGUUUUGGCGUGAAUAUCUACCAACAUUAAAAUUCUAUAACCCAGAAUUGAAUAUAGAUGUCGUUAGAAUUAAAAAUGAAGAUCGUAAUAAUGUUAGUGUCCCCUGCGUGAUGGAAAUAACAUCCAAGACAGGAACACCACUUGCUACGAUUGAUAUGAGGAACAAAAGAGAUUCAGAGAUUGUUACUGAGUUCCUUGGGAAAAUUCAACACACAGUUAUACCUGAGGAGGACCUUAUCAAGGUUUAG